GACUUUAAUGUUCGAAGUAAACGCCCCCAAUGGUCACGUGAUCAAAUUUAUUUCAAAAUGGCGCCUCUCACUGAAUUGAUAUCUUGUGCAUUAUUAGAAAAAGACUGCAAUGGUGCUAAUUUAUUUACUUGGGGAUAUCCGGCAGUAACAGAGUCGCAAAAAACAAUCGUUACCAGAAAAUAUAAUUUACAAUCAGAAAAAAGUAAUGGACUUUCUUUUGUAUUCUCAAGGCAUCAAAAUGAAUGGUUUUAUAUUUAUUGCAGCGAUAUUCUUGAGUCUAAUACACUACCCAAGGUGAAACAAGUAGCAACUGUCAUUUUUAGUAGAGAAUUUCAUCCGCAAAAAUAUGAAAUUCUUUGUCGCGUUUUAAGUAAAACUUACUGUAAAACAGGAAGUCCUGUUGAGGUUUUUAAAAUUUACAUACUCGUUUAUACGACAGGCUCAUGUAAUUUCUCAGAAAAUGGUAGUUUUAUUUCUGAUGAAUUUAAUACAAAUUUGUCUAAAUUAAAUACCAACGUAAGGGAAUUGAUAAAGACAUUUGAACUUGAGACAAUACUUAUUUAUACUGCUCUUUUACUUAAAAAGAAAAUUAUAGUUUAUCAUCAUAGUGUCGAACAGUUAUUAAAAUGGAUACAAACGUUUCCUGCUUUAAUGACACAUCAUCGAGUUUCACUUUAUCUUCGACCCUGGGUUGAUUUAGUUGAAGAUGAACUUUUAGAAUUAAAAAGCCAUCAAUAUUAUGUGAUGGGAUGCACUGAUAGUUCAAUUUCGUCGAAAACAGAAUUGUACGAUUUGCUUGUAAAUCUGCCAGCGAGAGAAAUUACAGUUGCUAAUCAUGCUAAAGAAAGUCUGACAAUGACGAAAACUCACAAAGAAAUUGCACUCUUUUUGGUGCAACUAAGUGAAAAUCAAACAUAUAGUGAAGCUCAAAUAAUAACCGAAAUUGCGGAUAAGACACGAGAUCUUCUCAGUCAAUUGACGUCGAUUGCAAAAUCGGAGACAAAGGAAAAGAAAAAAACAAUAAGUGCUCGAAUUAUAAAAGAAAAAAAUUUAGCAGCAGCAGUAGAAAAUUUUCUUAUUAAUUUAGCUAUUGCUGAAAAUUUUGUAAUUGUACAGUAAGUACUGACACAAAUAAAAUUAAUGACGGAAACAUU
Messenger RNA from Leptopilina heterotoma, 1154 nucleotides. RefSeq names its product DENN domain-containing protein 10-like. The record is from RefSeq and is a predicted model, not a curated record. NCBI's taxonomy places the organism in Eukaryota, Metazoa, Arthropoda, Insecta, Hymenoptera, Figitidae. Gene Ontology annotation, cellular component: late endosome. Gene Ontology annotation, biological process: protein transport; regulation of early endosome to late endosome transport. The coding region runs from base 58 to 1119 and encodes 353 amino acids. The transcript is spliced from 5 exons. Gene Ontology annotation, molecular function: guanyl-nucleotide exchange factor activity; small GTPase binding.